Messenger RNA from Lycium ferocissimum, 1659 nucleotides. Its product is annotated as GATA transcription factor 9. The coding region runs from base 213 to 1292 and encodes 359 amino acids. Gene Ontology annotation, cellular component: nucleus. The transcript is spliced from 2 exons. Gene Ontology annotation, molecular function: sequence-specific DNA binding; zinc ion binding. Gene Ontology annotation, biological process: positive regulation of DNA-templated transcription. The record is from RefSeq and is a predicted model, not a curated record. NCBI's taxonomy places the organism in Eukaryota, Viridiplantae, Streptophyta, Magnoliopsida, Solanales, Solanaceae.
CAAAAUUUCAGCUGUUUGCUUGUCCCCUUCAAACGCAAAUAAACCCCCUCUCAUUUCUCUUCUUCUUCCGCCUCUCUCUCUCUCUCUUUCUCCUCCAAAACUUACACUCCUCACAACUCUCUUUCCUCUCUACAAUUUUUCCUUCUCACACCAAAAGCACACACUCCUUUCACACAUUCCUCUUUUAGCUCCUUUUACAUAGUUACUAUCCAAUGGAAACACCUGAGUUCUUCCAAGCAAGUUACUACAACUCCCAUUCCGAUGCCAAAAACGGUGACCAUUUCGUCGUUGAGGACCUUUUGGACUUGCCUAACGAUGAUGGAAUGGUCACUGAUGGUACGUUGGACGCCACAUUCACUGGAAAUUCCACGGAUUGUUCCGUUGUCGAUAAUUCAUGCAACUCCUCAUUGUCCGGAAACAAUCACGACCCACAAUUACUAGGUGACAAUAUUGGCUAUCGAAAUUAUCCUGACGGACACUUCUCCAGUGACUUCUCCGUGCCGUAUGAUGAUUUGGCCGAGCUGGAAUGGCUAUCGAAUUUUGUGGAAGAAUCAUUCUCAAGUAACGAAAUGCAGAAAUUACAGUUAAUUCAAGGAAUGAAGACUCGAACUGAUUCGGAGACUCACCAAUUUAUUCCUGACCCGAACCGAGCAUCUGCAGCUAACCCAAUCGGGUUCAAGCCAGAAAUGCCCGUCCCGGGCAAAGCACGUAGCAAGCGGUCACGCAUGGCUCCAGGCAACUGGGCGUCCCGCUUGCUAGUCGUGUCUCCUAACUCUCCCAACUCUACAACCCCGGACUCCCCGAUGGACACGUCAUCAAUGCAAGACAUGUCAUCGUCAUCAGAGUCCGGGAUAAUAAUUCCGAGCUCUGGUGGUAAGAAGACAAUCAAAUCUUCUACUCCGAAAAAGAAAGAGAGUACUCAUCAUGUUAACGUUCCAAAUAACAUGGCUAGCAAUAGUGAAGGAAGGAAGUGUCUUCAUUGUGCUACAGAUAAGACACCACAAUGGAGAACUGGACCAAUGGGUCCAAAAACACUUUGCAACGCGUGUGGUGUAAGGUACAAGUCUGGACGUCUUGUCCCUGAAUAUCGUCCUGCUGCUAGCCCAACUUUUGUGCUGACUAAGCAUUCGAAUUCUCAUCGCAAAGUGCUUGAAAUUCGGAGGCAAAAGGAAAUGACUCGGCCUGAUCAACACCACCAAUUCCUUCCUCAGAACAUGAUGUUCGAUGUAUCCAAUGCCGAUGAUUACUUGAUUCAUCAACAUAUUGGGCCCGAUUUUCGACAGCUAAUCUAGUGAUCAAUGGUACUGGUUUAGGAGUUUGCUUUCUGAUAUUGAGUUUCUCUUCUUAGAGGAUUGAAUUUCCUGAUUUUUUUUCUAGAUUAAUUUACUAGGACUAGAUUCCUAGCUUAUCGAAUUUUGUAGCUUUGUUAUAGAAAUGAAAAAAAAUUACAAAGGAAAAGUGAGAGACUAAAAGAGUAAAGAAUGAGCAGUACAAGUAGAAGGUGUAGGGUCUAGUGUCCUAAGUUUAUGUUCCUUUUGCCAAAAACUUGGCAAUUUCAUCGAACCAAUUUUUCCUGAUAUACAAACUUGUUUUUCUCUUUUUUAAGUCUACUAUUUUUCUCUUGCUUUAUUCUAAUUUUCUUUUAUCAUGCCCAAUGUA